AUGGCGUUAACGCAGUUCACCCAACCCCACCCCAGACAAUGCAAAGCACAAACGCUACAAGCAAAGCGAGACAGAAUGGGCGUUGGCCGACCUGCAAAGACAAAUUCGAGAAAUCCAGAUCUCCCUGCGCCCACGGACAAGGAAACCGACCCCAUCUCCACAACAAUGGAGACAAACCCCCAGCCGAUAACGGAGAAGCGACCAGGGCAUUUGUUGGUUUCAUCACACAUUUGGCGAUGGAGCCAGGAACUGCAGAACUUCCUGUACACACCCAUCGGCCCGGGGAAACUAGUAAACCGGAGAGUGGCGACGACUAACUCAUCCGGUGCCAACACGCAAUGUCGUCUGUUCUACGUUUGGGGUCGCCGGAACAAACUGAAAUUCCUAGUAGACACAGGUGCGGCCAUCAGUGUGGUACCCUAUCAGAACGACCAUGCCGCUAAGCCCACCCUGUUCAAACUACGAGCUGCGAAUGGUUCCGUGAUAGACACGUACGGAGAAAGGACCCUCACUCUGAACAUUGGCAUGCGACGUGAUUUCACUUGGACAUUCAUCGUGGCCAACGUGAAGAUACCACGGUGUGGAUUUCCUGGCGCAUUACGCACUGGUGGUCCAUAUGAACCCCAGGACCCUAUCCGACACAACUACGAAUCUCCGUGUCUUAGGUACGCCUACACGUCAAAGCUCCACAGGAAUUAG
Acanthosepion pharaonis is the source of this 699-nucleotide messenger RNA. The record is from the annotation of a GenBank genome assembly. Lineage: Eukaryota; Metazoa; Mollusca; Cephalopoda; Sepiida; Sepiidae.